AUGGAUUUGAAACAAUUAUCGCAACAAGAAUGCCUUGCUGAGUUACUGUCUGUUUUCGGCAACGAAGCACCACAUCAGUGGACCAUUUCCCGUUGGUAUGGAGAAUUCAAACGUGGACCGAGUGACGAAUCCAGGGUGGGUGCACCAAACACGGCAGCUACCCAGGAAGACGUCGAUGCUGUGCGAAAACUCAUCAUUGAAGAUGAACAUGUGACAUAUGGCGAGAUUGAGGCGUCCUUGAAGAUCUUAAAGACCUCAAUUCAAAAAAUUUUACACGAAGAAUUAGGAGUAAGAAAAUUAGUUUCUCGUUGGAUACCCCACCUGUUGACUGAAGAGCAGAAAGCAGCCAGGGUUAAUUGGUGUCAAGAAACGCUUGAACGUUUCAAUGCCGGAAACUCAAAAAUGUUCAUCACCGAGCUUCGAAAAAUCAACCCCGAAAGAAGAAUCAUCCUCCACCAAGACAAUGCAAGCUCGCAUAUAACCCAAAAAACAAGGCAGUAUUUAACGGAAGAAAACGUGGAAUUAUUGGAUCAUUCUGCAUAUAGUCCCGAUCUAAGUCCUAACGAUUUCUUUACUUUCCCGAAAAUUAAAAACAAACUGCGUGGUCAAAGGUUCCAGUCACCUGAAGAAGUAGUUGACACAUUCAACAAUGCCGUUUUGGAUCUGCCAGCAAACGAGUGGAAUAAGUGCUUCGAAAAUUGGUUCGAGCAUUUUUUACCACGAAUCGAGUUUUGCCAGAAUGGUGCUUUUAAUUUCCAUAACAUGCAUCACUGGUCAGAUGAAAAUCCAAAGGUUCAGUUUAAAGAAAAUAUGUGUUUUCAACAUGAUGACGCCCCUGCACAUUUUGGACGCAACGUUCGAAACUGGUUGAAUGUCAAUUUUCCAGACAGUGGAAGUGACGGUUCCAUAUUUGGAGAUGCAAGCGGAAGACCUGUGCGCUGCUGA
This is a messenger RNA of Acanthoscelides obtectus, 945 nucleotides long. The record is from the annotation of a GenBank genome assembly. Lineage: Eukaryota; Metazoa; Arthropoda; Insecta; Coleoptera; Chrysomelidae.